This is a messenger RNA of Acomys russatus (golden spiny mouse), 801 nucleotides long. RefSeq names its product membrane magnesium transporter 2-like. The transcript is spliced from 2 exons. Lineage: Eukaryota; Metazoa; Chordata; Mammalia; Rodentia; Muridae. The coding region runs from base 378 to 731 and encodes 117 amino acids. Gene Ontology annotation, cellular component: plasma membrane; EMC complex; Golgi apparatus. The record is from RefSeq and is a predicted model, not a curated record.
CUCCCGCUCCUUCCCGCCGCGCCACUCUGGGCUAGGGGUGCCCAGCGCCCCCGCCCGGUAUUGUCCCUCGUGCAGCGCCCUCUGCCGGCCACCGUGCUGCGCCUUUUGGGUCCCGCGGCGCCCUCACAAAGGUCGGCGAGCCCAUCACUGAGUUCCCCGAUGCUUUUUACGACCGCGCCUGUGGUGGCCAUAGGCUGAACAUCCCUGUUCUGCCAAGUGCUCCCACCACGAUGUACUGCGCUGCCACAGGCCCAAAGCAAGGAGGCCGGAUGAGCAUGGAAGCGUUGAAACUGUGAGCCAAGACAAGUUUUUCCGUCUUCUAAGAUAUUUACCCCGGAGUGGAAGGCUGCCUCUGGGGCCGCCGUUCCUUCCGAGUCAUGGUGCCGUGGCUGUGGAGGGGGCUGGUGUGCAUCGGCCUCUUUGCCCUCGCCCACGCUGCCUUUUCGGCUGCACAGCAUCGUUCUCAUAUCCGACUGGCAGAAAAGGAGUAUGAGUCGCUGCCCGGAGACAUAGUGCUCCAGACCCUCCUGGCCUUUGCAGUUACCUGUUAUGGUGUAGUUCACACUGCAGGGGACUUUAAAGACAGGGAUGCCACUUCAGAGCUAAAGGAUAUGACGUUUGACACCCUAAGGAGUCGCCCGUCUUUUUAUGUGUUUAGUCCUCCUGGUCGUGGACUGUUCCAGCCCUCGGAUACAGUUCGUUCUUCCAAACCUCAGCGCACCAUCUUCUGACAUACUGUUUGAGCUUUGAAAGCUCAAACAGCUGCACCGUUCAGCUUUUUACAAAUUAAGUAACGGGACA